CGCCGCAUUAUCGGAAAAACCUCAAGAAGAAGAGUGGUGACAUAACAAAACCCCAAAAGCUCCCAAGCCUAGAGAUUCUGUUGUUGAUCCGAUUCCCGCUCUCCUUCUCCGGUAGUACAAUCUCCGUCGCCGGUUACAUCAGCCAGGGAAGAGUUUUAAGAGAUGGCAUCAAAGUUGCUACAAUUGAAAUCCAAGGCAUGUGAAGCAUCAAAGUUUGUUUCCAAGCAUGGAACAACUUACUACAAACAGUUGCUGGAUAAGAACAAGAUGUAUAUCCAGGAGCCAGCUACUAUAGAGAAAUGCAAUGAAUUGUCUAAGCAGCUUCUCUACACUCGUCUUGCUAGCAUUCCUGGGCGUUCUGAGUCAUUUUGGAAGGAAGUCAAUCACGUGAAGGGUUUAUGGAAGAAUCGGGCGGAUUUGAAGGUUGAAGAUGCUGGAAUAGCUGCACUUUUUGGUCUGGAAUGCUUUGCGUGGUACUGUGCAGGAGAGAUUGUAGGAAGGGGCUUCACUUUCACCGGCUACUACCCUUGAAGAAAGAAAGCAACCCCCUCAUAAACAAACAUGCGUUUCAGAUCCAUUGAAUACCGAAAAGCCUUUUUAUAUCAUAAUUAGCGGCUUAUUAUCUAUCUCACUGCUGACAUUAGAAGCAAAGUUAAUUUCUGUUUCUCUGGAUAAUUUAUACACAAAAGUUUUGAAGGUGAGGCAUCAUCACUCGUGCUAGCUCUAAUAAUAUCAGUCGACUAAUGUUGGCCAUUUGGUUUUUUCUUUGUCAUUUUCAUUUAUGUGAAUAACCAUUUUUCUUGGGUUUAGAGUCUAUAAACCGUUUGGUAAGAUGUAUCAUUCGUGAAACCUCAGCACAUACCAACCUUACCAGAGAAGAGUAAGACGGCAUUAUAUUAUAAACCGUUUGGUAAUAUGUAUCAUU
Molecule: messenger RNA, 925 nt
Organism: Arabidopsis thaliana (thale cress)
Lineage: Eukaryota; Viridiplantae; Streptophyta; Magnoliopsida; Brassicales; Brassicaceae
Product: Mitochondrial ATP synthase subunit G protein
Exons: 3
Coding region: 163-531 (122 amino acids)
Biological process (GO): proton transmembrane transport; proton motive force-driven ATP synthesis
Cellular component (GO): mitochondrial membrane
Molecular function (GO): proton transmembrane transporter activity
Source: RefSeq, marked reviewed